UUUGUCAACUGUGAAAACGAUCGAAUGGAAGUACAUUUACGUUUUUAUGCACCAUUUGAUGGAUUUAUUUAUGUAGAAAAUUAUCAUCAAACACAGCGUUGCCGUUGGUAUGGUAAUAUGACUGAAUAUUUGAAUUUAACAAUUCCAGUGAACAUCAAUAGCCAAGAGAAUAGCACAAGUCCAUGUGGUGCACAUGUUGAUAAAAAUAAUGGUAUUGUUUCGGCAAUUCUUGUGGUUAGUCCACUUCGCGGUGUUCUGGUAUCUGGUAUUGCACAUCUUCAAGUUUCCUGUAUAUAUACCAUCAAAGAUUUUACAGUUACAUUUCCACGUAAAAACUAUACUCUACUUAGGUCAUUAAAAGCUGAAACUGGUAUGAUCACUGGAAUGGCUGCAAAACCAAUGUUAUUUAUGCAAAUUUUGGAAAAUCACGGUAUCAAUGGUAUUGCACUAUCAGAAGCAACAAUUGGCCAACAGAUUACUUUAGAUGUUGUACUGGAAAAUUCAGCAAUUUACGAUUUCACAAUUUAUUCAUGUAUCGCACAUGACGGUUCCAAAAGUUCAGAUGCAUCAGUUCAAAUUAUUGACGCUAACGGCUGUGCUGUACCUCUUGUUCGUGCCAUAGAAGAUCAAGUUUAUAAUGCCACUGUUAACGGUGCAAAACAUUUCUACAUUUACAUGUACGGGUUUCAAUUUACAUCUUCAGAAUUUGUGCAUUUCGAAUGUCAGGCUCGAACCUGUGUUCACGCCUGUCAAAAACAGGUUUUGUUGUUGCUGUUUUUUUUUUUUUAUUCUUUUUCUUUUAACAUUAUUGCUGCAUAUCUUUCAGGAUUACCACAAAAAAAUGCAUCAGUGAUACAACCGUCUACAGUGGUUCCAAUAGUUGCCGGACUUAUCCUAAUAACAACAGUGAUCGCUUUUGCUUUUUAUUUAAAACAGCGAAAACAGAAUAUCAAUGUAAACGAAUACCGGUCAGAAUCAUCUUAUACAUCUUCUGUUAUGCAUGGAGCUCCAAGACGAAGUUUUAUUUACCUGUAA
Molecule: messenger RNA, 1035 nt
Organism: Enterobius vermicularis (human pinworm)
Lineage: Eukaryota; Metazoa; Nematoda; Chromadorea; Rhabditida; Oxyuridae
Source: the annotation of a GenBank genome assembly